CCUUUCAGUUUUCCCGGUACAACCUCAGAUUCUCGAUCGCUCUACAUCCCCUCCCCCCGCCCCCAAAAAAUAAAAAAAACCUAGCCAAGCUCUCCAAUUCUAUCGAUUUUUGGAGUGUUUGACGACUGAUUGUUCAUCUGCGUAACUCGCUGAGGUAUAGAAGAAUAUUGGAGACGAAUUAAAAUAAACUAUCGAUGGAGUGUGUGGUUCAGGGAAUUAUAGAGACACCGCAUGUUGAGGCCCUUGAGAUUCUUCUUCAAGGUCUUUGUGGUGUUCAUAAAGAACGUUUACGGAUCCAUGAAUUGUGUCUUAAAAGUGCCCCAAAUCUUGAUAAAAAUGAGGUUGAUGCUCUUUUCUCAGGGGUUGUAGCUUCAGAGGUUCGGCUCUUAUGUGAUCUUGAGCAGCCUGAACCUACUUGGACUGUUCGACAUGUUGGGGGUGCAAUGAGAGGUGCCGGUGCUGAACAAAUUUCAGUGCUAGUUAGGACCAUGGUGGAAAGUAAAGUAAGCAAGAAUGUGCUUCGCUUAUUUUAUGCACUGGGCUACAAGUUAGAUUAUGAACAGUUAAGAGUAGGAUUUGCCUUUCAUUUCCAAAGAGGUGCUCAGAUAACUGUUACCGUCUCUUCAAUUAAUAAGAUGCUAAAAAUGCAUGGAACCGAUGAGGCAAUGCCCGUGACACCAGGAAUUCAGCUGGUUGAAGUAACAGCUCCUGCAUCAUCUGAAAACUACACUGAAGUUGCUGCUUCUGUGUCAUCCUUUUGUGAAUAUCUUGCGCCGCUGCUCCAUUUGUCAAAACCGGGUGUUUCAACUGGGGUUGUUCCUACUGCUGCUGCUGCCGCUGCAUCUCUUAUGUCAGAGGGUGGAGGUACAACCUUGUAGGAUUGUAAAAGUAGAAAAUAUCAUUUGUUUUUCUAUUGGUGAUGACAAAAUUAUUGAUUUUAGUGAUUAGGCCUAAAAUCUGUUUUUUAUUGUGCUCUCGACUGCUUCCAAUUAGCUAGUUUUGUGACUUGUAUGAACCACAUGUUGCUGCACGCGAGACUCUAGGUUUUUUUUAGAAGGGAUGGGCUUCUAUCAAGACCACUAAGUCUGGAGUUGCUGUUGGGCCUUGUGAGGCCCACCAUGGAACUAUUCAUUGACUAUGCAUGCAUGUAAAUAUGCUAUCAGAAGUGUUUGAUGUGAUUAUGCUAA
This is a messenger RNA of Camellia sinensis, 1187 nucleotides long. NCBI's taxonomy places the organism in Eukaryota, Viridiplantae, Streptophyta, Magnoliopsida, Ericales, Theaceae. The record is from RefSeq and is a predicted model, not a curated record.